This is a messenger RNA of Closterium sp. NIES-67, 1492 nucleotides long. Lineage: Eukaryota; Viridiplantae; Streptophyta; Zygnematophyceae; Desmidiales; Closteriaceae. The record is from the annotation of a GenBank genome assembly.
ACCCAUCCUCUUCACAUCCAGACUACCCCAUGUACCACAGCAUGUAUGACAACUACCAUUGGAUGGCGACUAUCAUGGACCCUCUCUUCUCCCGCCAUCAAGCCACGGCUCAGCUCUGGGGCUCGCUUGCUCUCCGCCUGUCAGGGGAUGCUAUACUCCCCUUUAACUAUUCGAAAUAUGCUCUCCGGCUCAAGGUACUCUCUUCUCAGGGGGUCCUCUCUUCUCGCGCCAUUGCGCCACGGCUCAGCUCUGGGGCUCGCUUGCCCUCCGGCUUUCCAGCGACUCCGUUCUCCCUCUCAACUACUCCAAAUACGUGCUGAGGCUCAAGGUAAUGGGCUCUGGUGCUGGCUGCAAGCUGUGGCCGUACGCUCAAUGGUGGCGCAAUGGUGGCUCAAUGGUGGCGCAAUGGUGGCUCAAUGGUGGCGCAAUGGUGGCUCAAUGGUGGCGCAAUGGUGGCUCAAUGGUGGCGCAAUGGUGGCGCAAUGGUGGCGCAAUGGUGGCGCAAUGGUGGCGCAAUGGUGGCGCAAUGGUGGCGACCAUCAGCGACCCCCUCUCAUCCCUCCAUGAACGCCUCGUCGCAGCGCAGCACUGGGGCUUCCUUGCACUCCGGCUAUCAGGGGUCGCUAUACUCCCCUUCCAAUACCCCAAAUACGCGCUCAGGCUCAAGGACUACACCAGCGAGCUCCAGGCUUCGUUACAGUCACACGCAGCCCAGGAACACGUCUCAUUGGGUCCCAUCUGGGACGCCAUUGGCCAGAUGGAGAUUGCAGUGGGGGCGAUCACCAAUCAGAGCGCAGAGGCCAGUGCAGAAAGAGCGAGUGAAAUAGCAAGAUUAGCAGGCGAAACAGCAAGAGGAGAGGGAGCAGCAGCAGCAGGAGGAGGAGGAGGAGGAGGAGGAGGAGGAGGAGGAGGAGGAGGAGGAGGGGGCAUUCCUCCUCUGAGGGACGUCAAUGACCGCCUCAUGCUCGCUGAACAUGGCUUCCUGGAAGCUGCUGGUCUCGGGCCCGGCUACACGUGGUACCGGCACAUGGUGUAUGGUCCCAGCCGUGCCAACGACUAUGGGUCGGUGGCGUUCCCCUCUGUCUCAGAUGCGCUACAGGAUGCCCUGGGGGGAACGGACAGUGCACUGAAUACUGUGGAAAGGACAGAUGCACCAGAGUGGCGUUCUGUGCAGCGUGAGGUGUUUCGUGUGGCGAGAGCGAUUCAAAGGGUGGCCCGACAGCUUGCAGGAGACCUGAUCUGAUCUGAUCUAGUCUGAUCUGAUCUGAUGUGAUCUGAUCUGGUCUGAUAUGAUCUGGUUUGGUUUGGUUGAUCUCGAGUGGGAUAUCGGAAUGUAAUCUAUCUCAAUCUUUGUAGUCUGAUUUGCCACUGGCUGCUUUACUUACUGGUACCACACCCUUUGUAUAGUGUUACCCGUUCUCUUGCUGAAUACAAGAUGGUGGGUUGUAAGGGCGAGUUGAGGGAGGGGAAGCAAGCUGUUGUGAGAAUAUGC